Messenger RNA from Williopsis jadinii, 1575 nucleotides. Its product is annotated as LETM1/MDM38 family protein. The coding region runs from base 121 to 1479 and encodes 452 amino acids. The transcript has a single exon. Gene Ontology annotation, cellular component: mitochondrial inner membrane. Gene Ontology annotation, biological process: intracellular monoatomic cation homeostasis. The record is from RefSeq and is a predicted model, not a curated record. Lineage: Eukaryota; Fungi; Ascomycota; Saccharomycetes; Phaffomycetales; Wickerhamomycetaceae. Gene Ontology annotation, molecular function: ribosome binding.
AAAUUCGUGUUCUCUUCGCCUUUUAUAAUUAAGAACGUUGUUGUUUGAGGUUAUUCUGCCCCUUCAAAGAAUCUCAAGAACAAUUGGCUGUGUCUUUACUUGUUCUUUUGCGCCUUCCAGAUGCAGUCAGUUAUUGCCAGACACCGUCUGCUCUCCCUUGCUGUCUGCGUACGCAGUCAGGCUCCAACGAGGUGCUCAACUGUUCUGAUCCAGAGACAGAUCCAUUCCUCGUAUAGGCUGUCCAACCAGCAGAAAGCCGACAGUGAACAAAAGCAGGCAUCGGUGAAGCUUGCUGAGGCGAAGCCAGCAGUGAAGCCAGCAGUGAAGCCAGCAGUGAAGCUCACACUAUGGGAAAAGGUUAAGCAUGAGGCAAACCACUACUGGGAUGGUACCAAACUAUUGGGGUACGAGAUGAAGGUUUCCUUCAAGUUGGUUCUCAAGUCUGCUGCUGGGUACGAAUUGACAAGAAGAGAGAAUAGACAAUUGGAGAGAACCAUCCAGGAUAUUGUCAGAUUGGUUCCGUUUUCAAUGUUUGUCAUUGUACCGUUUGCGGAGUUGCUUCUACCUAUAGCUUUGAAGUUAUUCCCAAAUCUGUUACCAUCCACUUAUGAGUCGACAAGUGAUAAGGAGAAGAAAACCAAAUCACUUCGUGCAACCAGAGAAAAGGUGUCUAGUUUGCUCAGAGAGACCGUCAAGAUGCGCUUGCCAAGUACCGUCACAGAUGAACAAAGUGCAGAGUUUAAGGACUUCAUUACAAAACUGACCCUCGGUAUUGAACAGCCAAGUAAAGAACAAACCAUGAAAGUGGCCAGAUUGUUUAAAGACGAUACUGUGCUGGACAACCUUCAAAGAGCUCAACUUGUUGCAAUGUCCAAGUACUUGAACUUACAGCCAAUCGGUACCAAUGAGAUGCUCAGAUUUAGAAUCAGAUACAAGCUCUUGAAGAUUAAACAAGACGAUAGAGCCAUUGAGUACGAGGGUGUUGACUCCUUGAAUGCUCCAGAGCUACAAGCUGCUUGUGCCUCAAGAGGUAUCAAGAUCAAUGGAAUAGCCACUGCUGAUUUGAACCACCAUCUCAAGAUGUGGCUUGACUUGACCUUGAAGGAGAAGAUUCCCGCAACGCUGCUGGUGUUGUCCAACGCAUACACCUAUGGCAGUCUGAACUCUCAGGAAACCAUUUACGAUGCUCUCCAGGCCGUCUUGAGUUCCAUGCCAGAAGAGGUUCACCAUGUGGUGGAGGCUGCUGUCGAUAGCGACAUCACCAACAAGAAGAGACUGGAUCUUCUUAAGGAACAAGAGGAGCUGAUUGAAACAGAAACCAAGCAGGUGGAAGACACCGGCGUGAAGAUCCCUGUUAAAGACAAGAUCAUCCUCGAUGACGUUGCCGAUGAGCUUACGAAGGAACCAGAGACUGAGCAAACCAAAGAAGCCAAGGAGGCUAAACUGGACCCAAAAGAUGAAGACAAAAAGGCCCAAUAAUAUACCAAUUAGACCUAUUACUACACAGAGUCGUAAUAUACAACCACCAUCAGUUGUUCUACUCUGUUUAAAUCACUAUUCCAUAUCCAAUACCUC